This is a messenger RNA of Drosophila ficusphila, 1186 nucleotides long. RefSeq lists its product as uncharacterized. The record is from RefSeq and is a predicted model, not a curated record. NCBI's taxonomy places the organism in Eukaryota, Metazoa, Arthropoda, Insecta, Diptera, Drosophilidae.
CCGACUUGAGGCACUACCCUGAGUAGCAGGCCGGCGGCUAAGGAGGAAACCCAGUAGUUCCUCUCAGCACACACAAAAAGGAAAUGUUAUCUCAGAAACAUUCGCAUCCAGACAAGGCUAACAAAAUUUCGGUAUUACGUAAAAUGAUAGGACUACAAAAAAAGCGAACACCCGCAGGCGAAUACGUAGUGCCCAAUAAUUCGGUUCUGAAUCUGCAGCAAAAGCCCGGUCUCUACGAUCCCACGCCGAACGCCAUGGAGAAGACAACCAAGUGCCGCUACUGCGAGAACAUGGCCAAGAACUUUCUCUACCUGGAGAGCCUGAUCCGGAAUAACAAGGACAGCGACAAGAGUCCCAAGUGCAGCCUGUGCAACUCGGCGCUCAAGUAUCUGGAGUACGUGAACCGCAAUAUCCGUCAGGUUUUCGGCAAUUUCGAUGCCAUCGUUCAGGCGGAUCGCGCCUUGGCCGCCAAACCGGCCAUGAUGCCCAAGUACUGUGGCCCCGCCCCCGAAAAGGUCGAUCUGCGCGCCAAGGGCGGUGCCAUCAUAACGGUACAGAAGUCGGCUAGGAGUCUGAAGACGAAGGCGGCGGCCCUUAAGCUUAAGUCCAAGGACAAGAGCCUGAAGGGUCAGAAAUCUUUGAAGUCGCUUAAGUCGCACAAGUCGAACAAGUCACUCAAGUCGCUGAGGUCGAAGUCCAGCAAGACCAGCAAGUCCACAAAGUUGGGAAAGUCCCCAAGGUCAGCUACCAAGCACCCGAAGGCCCCGAAAGUGUUGGCCAAGUCGAAGAGCGUUGGUCUCAAGAGCCAAAUCAGCCACGGCAAGAUGAUAUUGAAGCGCAAGUUCCGGAACAAAGUGGCCAGCAAGUUGGCCGGUGCAAAAGUUGAACGAAGCGUUAGCCAACAUCUGCGAUCGGCCAGCUCCAAACUCUCGAAGGGAUCGAGCCACAAGAAGCUGGCCAAGCCACGGGCCACGGGCACACCGACCAGCAUCAAUUGGCAACUCCUGAAGAGGAACCUUCCCAAGAGACCCACUCCCGUGAAGUAGAGACCACGACAUCGGCUGAAUCGGUCACUCACUCUUCGCGCCCAUCCACAAAAUAUUUCGUUUGUCAAAAUUCUGCAAGUUAUUUGCAUUCGGACGAGUAAAAUCUGAUUUUUACUAUAAAAAGCCUUAUCUAGCGCUAA